AAAAAUACUAAUUGCUGUUACAUGGCCCAGUUGGGUUGAUGUCUAUUUUAAGUAACAAACUAUCUUCUCCCUGAGUUUGAUUUUGAAGUGAGCAUGUUGCAUGUCAGCAGUCAGCUAAUGUGCUCUGCUAAUUCGGUAGUGUAAGAAGAUUCAUAUAUAAUGAAUAUCUGCUCAGAUGCAUUUUGCACACACUCUCCUGCUUUUGCAUUUAUGCUGUUGUCGUGUUUUAAGAAGGACUUUCUCCUGGCAGUGUGUGUUAAUAACUGGAAAAUUCCCUAUCAGUAGACUAGCACCAUCUUGACAAGCCUGUGUUCUGCUUCUACCUUGCUAAUUGUUUCCUUGGGAUUAUUUGGAUUGUGUAGAAAGCCUUUUGCAAAUCCUCUUAUUACUGAAGUCAUUGUUGCCAGCAGGAAUAAGAUUAAAGGUGCUUAAGGCUGUAGAGUUGUUUCUAAUUUGUUCAUGUCAUUUCAGUGGCAUUUUAGCAGAACUCUGUCUCCUGUCCCUCCCUUCUCCCCUGGUACUAUCUCAAGUUAGGUCCAAGAUGCCAGACCAUUGGAAGAAAUCUCAUUUUAUUCUCCUAAUUAUUAUGCUGGCACUUGGGAGAUAAUUUUUCCCUUCAUGCAUUGCCAAUUAAUAUGCAAAUAAGCUAAUAAAUAUUUAUGUAUUCAUUCAAAUUAUGCAGGGAGUGCUUUCAGUGUAUUCUGUAAAUGAAUUGUUCCUGGACUUCAAAGUGCUAGCUGCUGUGCUAACGAGGAGAGAUUUGCAUAAGGCCCUAAUCACACGCAUACUGAUUAAGCUUCAUUAUGGAAACUGCCAGCUGCAAUCUUUGUUUCUAUUUUAUUACAAAAAGGGGAACUUUUCAUGCUUCAGUUGCCUUGACAAUGUCAGUCCUAGCUGGUAGAAGAGACUAAAACUCCUCUGAGCAACUGAAGUUUCCUUAUUCAGUUGAAGAUUGCUAUGGUGCAACUGAAGUUGUAUUUUGCUUCUCUUGUUAAUUCACUUUCCACUCCUCCCACCCCUGUUCUCGUAAGAACAUAGUACAGAUUUGUUAGAAAUAGUAGUACCUUCUUUUCCCUAUCCCAAACGAUACCUGUUCCUUCUUGCUUUGGACUGUCUGCACCUCUUGAAGAUUUUACAGCAAUGCUGGACUGCAGUGACUGUGUUCUAGAUUCAAGAAUGAACAAUCCGUCAGAAUCCAAUAAGUCAUCUAUGGAGAGUGGAGAUGGCAGCACUGGCACACAAACUAAUGGUCUGGACUUUCAGAAGCAGCCUGUACCUGUUGGAGGAGCAAUCUCAACAGCCCAGGCCCAGGCUUUCCUUGGACAUCUUCACCAGGUUCAGCUCGCUGGGACAAGUCUACAGGCUGCUGCUCAAUCUUUAAACGUUCAGUCUAAAUCUAGUGAAGAAUCGGGGGAGCAGCAACCAAGCCAGCCUUCCCAGCAGCCUUCAAUGCAGUCAGCCAUUCCCCAGACCCAGCUAAUGCUGGCUGGGGGACAGAUAACUGGGCUCACUUUGACACCAGCCCAGCAGCAGUUAUUACUACAGCAGGCCCAGGCCCAGGCCCAACUCCUGGCUGCUGCAGUGCAGCAGCACUCCGCCAGCCAACAGCACAGUGCUGCUGGGGCCACCAUCUCAGCCUCCGCUGCCACACCCAUGACGCAGAUUCCCCUGUCUCAGCCUAUUCAGAUUGCACAGGAUCUUCAACAAUUGCAACAGCUUCAACAGCAAAAUCUCAACUUGCAACAGUUUGUGUUGGUUCAUCCAACCACCAACUUGCAGCCAGCACAGUUUAUCAUCUCACAGACCCCCCAGGGCCAGCAGGGUCUCCUGCAAGCGCAAAAUCUUUUAACACAACUACCUCAGCAAAGCCAAGCCAACCUCCUACAACCACAGCCAAGCAUCACCCUCACCUCCCAGCCAGCCACCCCAACUCGCACAAUAGCAGCAACCCCAAUUCAGACACUUCCACAGAGCCAGACAACACCAAAGCGAAUUGAUACUCCCAGCUUGGAGGAGCCCAGUGACCUUGAGGAGCUUGAGCAAUUUGCCAAGACCUUCAAACAAAGACGAAUCAAACUUGGAUUCACUCAGGGUGAUGUUGGGCUCGCUAUGGGGAAAUUAUAUGGAAAUGACUUCAGCCAAACCACCAUUUCUCGCUUUGAAGCCUUGAACCUCAGCUUUAAGAACAUGUGCAAGUUAAAGCCACUUUUAGAAAAGUGGCUAAAUGAUGCAGAGAACCUCUCAUCUGAUUCUACAGCAUCUAGCCCAAGUGCCCUGAAUUCUCCAGGGUUGGGGGCUGAGGGCUUGAAUCGUAGGAGGAAAAAACGCACCAGCAUAGAGACCAACAUCCGUGUGGCCUUAGAGAAGAGUUUCAUGGAGAAUCAAAAGCCUACCUCGGAAGAUAUCACAUUGAUUGCUGAACAGCUCAAUAUGGAAAAAGAGGUGAUUCGUGUUUGGUUUUGUAACCGCCGCCAGAAAGAGAAAAGAAUCAACCCACCAAGCAGUGGUGGGACCAGCAGCUCACCUAUCAAAGCAAUUUUCCCUAGCCCAACCUCACUGGUGGCAACUACUCCAAGCCUUGUGACAAGCAGUACAGCAACAACCCUCACAGUCAACCCUGUCCUUCCCUUAACCAGUGCUGCAGUGACUAAUCUCUCUCUUACAGGCACUACAGACACUACAUCCAACAACACAGCCACCGUGAUUUCUACAGCACCCCCUGCUUCCUCAGCAGUCACAUCCCCCUCUUUGAGUCCCUCCCCUUCUGCCUCAGCCUCCACCUCUGAGGCUUCUAGUGCCAGUGAGACCAGCACAACACAGACCACCUCCACGCCUCUUCCGUCCCCUCUUGGGGCUAGCCAGGUGAUGGUAACAGCAUCUGGCUUGCAAACAGCAGCUGCUGCUGCUCUCCAAGGAGCUGCACAGUUGCCAGCAAAUGCCAGUCUUGCUGCCAUGGCUGCUGCUGCAGGACUCAAUCCAGGCCUCAUGGCACCCUCACAGUUUGCUGCUGGAGGUGCCUUACUCAGUCUCAACCCGGGAACUCUGGGUGGUGCUCUCAGCCCAGCCCUAAUGAGCAACAGUACACUGGCUACUAUUCAAGCUCUUGCUUCUAGUGGUUCGCUUCCAAUAACGUCACUGGAUGCAACUGGGAACCUUGUAUUUGCCAAUGCAGGAGGAGCCCCCAACAUUGUGACUGCCCCUCUGUUCCUGAACCCUCAGAACCUCUCUCUGCUCACCAGCAACCCAGUAAGCUUGGUUUCUGCAGCAGCAGCCUCCACAGGGACCCCUGUACCUACAGCCAGCCUUCACACCUCCUCCACCUCUGCUGAAUCCAUCCAGAACUCUCUGUUCACAGUAGCCUCUGCCAGUGGGGCUGCCUCCACCACCACCACUGCCUCCAAGGCACAGUAAGCUGAGUGCAGAGUUGGGCUGCCACGACCUUCAUCACUGCAGCAUGAUGGGCUGCCAACUGUUUAAAAACUGACACAUGUGAUUGGAUUCCUCCCACCAUGUUGUGAGGGUGAGGGAGACAUGCAGAGAAGAAAACCAUACAUACACCAGGAAGAAAAAAAAAGAAUGGAGACAGGACAACGUUUGCCUAAUUUUAUAAUAAAACAAUGUCUUUUCAGGAUUGCUUCAUGGAUUGGAGAACUUUCUAACCAAAAAUUUAAAGAAAAAAAAAAAACAAAAACAAAAAAUCAAAAACAGACAGGCAAAAAUAAGUGAAAGGACUACUUAUCAUUUCCAGCAGUCAUGAUGACAAGCUAAGGUGGGUUACCAGUUCCAAUAGAGGAAGGGAUUUCUUGUUUGUUUGUUUGUUUGUUUGUUUGUUUUUCUUAAAAAAUCAUUUUUAUAGGUCUGUUGUACAGGCCAUUAAGUCAUAACAAGGUGUUUAUAAUCGUAUCAAUUGUGUUGGGGGUUCCUUUCUUAACUGGUACAAUUUAGGCAGGCCUGUAUUACUGUAUCUCUGUUAUUGUUUAUAUAUAUAUAUAUAUAGAUAGAUAUAUUGGACAUGUUUAUCUCUUGCUCCUGGAUCCUAUUUCAGUGAGCUCCCACACUGUGGGGAGGGAGGGUUUGGGGGUAAAGGGAGACUUGCGUUCUUAACUUCCAGGAAUGUUCUUGCUGGUUUCCUUAUCCUUGAUGACUCUUACAGAGGUGCUAGAAAAUGAUUUUCUUUUGCCACUUAUGCAAGAGGCUUGGUGCAGAAGCCGAAGGCAGUGUGUGCAAACACUCGUACUCCACACACGCCCCUCCCCCAUCAGGUGGUGCCUUUGGAGCACUUUUGUGUAGGAAGGAAUUCCUGCUGACUGUAGCUCUCACUCACCCCCUCUAGUCAUUGAGCAACCCUGAGGCCCGAACCCUGUGGUGCAACAAUGCUGCUUUCUGCUACUUUCAAUGGGAACAGCUGUGCCUGUUGCAGGGCAGGGUUUGGUUCCAAAGAGCAAAGACUACUGCAGACACCUGACUUGGUGGUUCUCCUGAUUUCUAUCUUUUUGUUUUUAAAUGCUCCUACUGUUGAUGUUUGUUUGUUUGCUUGUUUGUUUUCAUUUUAUGAAAGUUUUCCAUCCAAACUUCUUUUGACUUACUUAGUCAAAAUCAAAUUGACUUACUAAAAUUGGGAAAUUAUUCUCUUCUUUGUUUUCUAAAGAAAUUCUGUUGGACUGUUUUUUCCUAAUUACAUAGCCCAAAGAGGUCAAUAUAAAGAGUCUGGAUUUGCCCCCUUUUCUCUAGAGCAGCAGUUCUCAACCUGAGGGUCUCCAACCACCCCUGGGGGGUAUUGACCAACUGUUUCACAGGGGUCACUUAAGAUCAUCUGCAUAUCAGAUAUCUACAUUACAAUUCAUAACAGUAGCAAAAUUACAGUUACAAAGUAGCAAUGAAAAUAAUUUUACGGUGUUCACCAUAACAUAAGGAACCCUAUUAAAGGGUUACAGCAUUAGGAAGGUUGAGAACCUCUGCUCUAGAGUCACAGAUGUUCUGUGACUUUGCUGAGUGUCUCAUAAGCUCCUCCAAGCCUCAGAUUUUCCUUAGCUCUCUGAGAUGCUUUCCUGGCUGGGCAAGGGAUCUAUAGAACCUCAGAGAAAAGCUGAGCAGGCAUGUGGCAGCCUGUUGGUGUCUCCUGGUUUGUUUUACCCCUGCUAGCUAGAUAGGUUUGCUGACGACACACAUCUCUUAUUUGAUGUAAAAAAGUGAUUUGCUCCUGUAAUUGUUUUCAGGGUGUUUCUAGACUACAUAAAUGAGCCCAUUGAAAAGGAAGAGCUUGUGAAAAUGGAUGAAGAUGGAUGAGGGUAAUUUAGAGAUUAAAUUCCCCCUUCGACAAUACCCUGUUAUUAUGCUGUCUGUACCAGAAUUUUCACAAGUGAUGGGGACACUGCAGUGAAGUUCAUAUAAGUUGCCCUUACUAGAGUUAGGGUCCCCAUUGGUGUCUGAGGUGCUUGCUUCAAUUUCUGUUGAUUUGCACUGAGCUGGGGUGACUUUCUUCUGAUAGCUUAGCUUGUGUCCAUAGGAAAGUUGGAUUCUGUGCAUUUGUCUCUCUGCACUGUUGCUCAGAAAGGCAGUAACCCAGACACAAAUGUAUAUCUUUCUUUGUGAUUCAAUUGGGGGUCAUGUUAAUAUUAGAGGUCAGAAACAUUUUAGUUCCCCUUUAAAUUUUUCUUUAGUUCCUUUUGUUUAUUUCUCAGCUAUCCCCUCUCCCCCAAUUUCUCUUACCCUUAACUUUUCCUAAACCCCCUCUAAAAAAUCAGUGAACUUCAAGCAGGGAAACUAACAAAUGCUCAUCCACCUAUUUUGUAUGGUGUGGGUUUUUGUUGUUGUUGUUCUUUAAACUAAGCUUGAACCAAAGUCAAUUUUUAGCAAGCUGCUGUACUAACGGACUAGUUAUAAUGUGCAGUUCAAACACAUUGAGGAGAUAGAUGCUACUGACAAUUUCUUAUUCAUUUUUUCUUGAUUAAUUUUAUGUGAAAGUUGCUGCUUGUUUUUAAUCUUUUAUGUUGGUGAAUUGUAAUAUCCUCUGGGCAGACAUUACCUUGAUUUUUUUAGCUAGUUUGUUUAGGUCAGUGUGUAAAUAGAAUGGCUGUGUCAGUUAAUAAUUUCUCUUCCCUGUCAGCUCUUUCUUUCUUGUUAAUUUAAUCUUUUACCUUGACUUAACACUCUAACCUUAGUCUGUUCACAUGAUUAUAGGGCUAUCAAUACUGUUUCUGCUCCUAGUAGAGAGUUCCCUCCCUUGGGAGUGAUGAAAUUAGGAGGAAGAAUUCAGGGAGAGAAAUGCUGAUUACUCACCAUACCAGAAGUAGAGUCUCAAGGGACCUGGCCCAGGGAGUUAAAAAGGACAGAGAAAGUCUGUUUUAUUUAGUCCUAUGGGGUGAAAAGAAUCUUUUUCCUAAAUAAGAUUCCCCUAUAGACUUUGAUUUUAAAGACGAUACUAAGCUUUAAAUGUCAGUCCAGAGGUUCGUCAGUUCCUCCUUUGUCUAUAGUUUCUAUCUAGUUGGUUUGAGAAAGGAAUGCUGCCUUUUUAUAUAGUUCAUUUGAGGAUAAACUUUAAAACCAGCAUAAACGCUGUAUUGAGAAGAAAAAAAUCUUUAGACAAAGAACUUUAAUUGUUCCUCUCCUUUUUCAUAUAUUCAAAAUUAAGUUGUAAGAUGAAGGGUACUUUAUACAUGUAUACAUGACACACUACUAAUACCUGCUGGUGGGUGUUGAGUGUAAAGUCACCUUCCGUCACCAUCCCUCGGUCUUGGCAGUCUCAAUGCUUCACAAACACCGUGGCUAAUUUUCAGUUGCUAUCACAUUUUUUAAAAAGCUCUCAAAUGUUUUUAAAUUGACUGAAUUAUCUUUGAAGCUAAAGUACUCAGACUCAAAACAUUUAGCUGCCUUUUAUGAGGGAAUCUAGAAACUAAAGGGGUCAUUUGAAUAAAUGACAUUCUGUUGAGUUUUUGCAUUUCCAGAAGAAAUACCAGAUGGGUUGUUACAACCCCUUUAUUUCAUUUUCCUUUUCUUCCCCAUGACAUUUAUGCACACUUUAUUUCAGUCCUGAAUUUAGUUAAUACAUAGUAAGCCAAAGACUAAUUUUGAAUGCAUUUUUAGGGAUACUAUAAUUGCCUGUGAUAAUGGGCCCUCCCUGGAGAGUAAUGAAUGUAAUUGUUUAAUCCUGUUUAAGCGAUGCAGUUUGGCAUAAAUUUUACUUGUUCCCUGUGUAAAUCUGAAUGACAACAGAAGAUCUGUAUGGGUUCUCACAGGAGCAGUACUACUGUUCUAGGAAUCAGUAGAGUGCUCUGUUAGCUUGAAUGUCUCUGAAGUCCUAUAGGCAGCUUUUUAGAAUGAGGAAACAUUAUUCCUAUCCAUUAACUUGCUUUAUCUGUUGUUAGGAAGGUCAUUACUGUCCUAUUGAUGUAACUUAUUACCCCAGAAUGGAACCAAAGGAAUCUGGCUUUCAUCUUGUGUAGGACCAACCUAUUUAUACUUCAUAAGCUUUAAAGGGACAAUUUCAAAAGGAUUUUGGGUGUGAUCAUCUUGCCAAUAUGUUCUACAUCAUCAUUCAAUUUGUUUUAGGGGAAAAGCACAAUUAAUACCUCUUUAAUAUUUUUGUGUCUAUUAUCGAUCCGUCAAUUACUUGGGAAGAUAGGGAAAAUAAUCUCUUUAUUAUCCAGAAGCACAGGUUUUUGCUUGACAGUAUUUCAGUUCAUCUUAAAUGACAACAGUUAACUUGCUGGAAACACCAGGUACAUUUGUAAAUAUAGAGAUAUUAUGUUAGAAAAAAUGCUAUCGUUAAUAAUUUGAAGUUCUUCUCAAGCUAUGUCAUCCUCACAAAUCUUUCUUGACCAAGAGAGAAAUAAGGUCAUUGAAAUAGAAGGCAAAGAGGCACCUAUUCCUCCCAAGAUAGAUAUGCUGCCCCAGUGUGCAGCAGUUUCCUGCUGGCCCUGAGGAACAGACAGACCAGUCUGUAGUCUGAGCACUGCUAAGACAGAGGGAAGGGCCUUUACAGCUCCACAGAAGAGCUUGGUUAGAAACCUUACAUUGGCUUCUGAAGUUGAUGGACAUAAAGUGUACUUAUUAGAACUGAAAACAUUAAAGACUUCAGUACCAAUGGGAGGAAAUUACUAAAAGACCUGAAACCCGUAAUUAUCCAAGUGGGCAGAAACUGACGUAAUAAUUUAUUUAUUCAUAACUGUUAAUGAGUUCACUUUGAUUUGUGGGUAUGAACAGCAUUUACCCUGUUAUUAUUCAUAUAAAGAGAUCCCUGGUUGUUUUGAAAUCAUUUUCAGAUACCUAUAAAAAUAAGACUUUAAUAUUAUUUUCAGUUUUAAGGAGGAAAAAAUAAUUCUUUGCUAUUUCUCUGAAACUAAGAGCCACUGUAGGUUUACGUGAUAGUACCCACGGUGUACACACAGGCCUAAAUAGAAAAAAAGCAGAAAUAAGUUGCUUUCAUUAUUAAAGAAUGAUGGAAUCCUCUUUCCCUCCUCUUCUUCUUCAGUCAUGGGGAGUAAGCGUAAGGUUCUACCAGGAGGCAGGGAACCUGUCCAGUUUGUACCCAGUACCUGAUGGAUUUGUGACUAAAACUUCUUCUACCAGCAUUCUAUUCAUGAAGUAGUUCCUUAUUGUGACUUCUCUGCUUUGGGGCUUUACUAAAAGCAGUGAGCUUGAGUGAAUUAUGUGUCAGUUCUGGGAUCUGGACCUCUGACUCUUUCCUUUCCUUCUUUUUCUCUUUGAAUGGUGGUACCUUAAUCUGUGAGAAUAAUGCUCGUGGGCAACAGCUUCUAGCACCUUCUAAAAUACCUCAGCACAGCUUAGCAUUGUUGCAGAACUGGUUUUAGACUUAAAAACCAAGUAAGUAAAA
Mesocricetus auratus (golden hamster) is the source of this 8833-nucleotide messenger RNA. RefSeq names its product POU class 2 homeobox 1 (gene Pou2f1). Gene Ontology annotation, biological process: regulation of transcription by RNA polymerase II. NCBI's taxonomy places the organism in Eukaryota, Metazoa, Chordata, Mammalia, Rodentia, Cricetidae. The record is from RefSeq and is a predicted model, not a curated record. Gene Ontology annotation, cellular component: nucleus. Gene Ontology annotation, molecular function: DNA-binding transcription factor activity, RNA polymerase II-specific; RNA polymerase II cis-regulatory region sequence-specific DNA binding. The coding region runs from base 1141 to 3411 and encodes 756 amino acids. The transcript is spliced from 16 exons.